AUGCAUACAAUAGAUUGGACUGUUUUAGUUUGUUUUAUUCUUUGUUUGGUUGAAGGUUUUCCUUCAACAUCAUCACAACCACCACAUUCAGUUUUUGGUAGGCAUAAUAAAGUUCGUCCACGUUUUCGUCGUCGUGAAUUAGUUCAAGAAGAAGUACGAAAAACAAUGUUAAGUUAUAUGACAAGUUUAAAAGGUGAAAUAACUGAUGUUGUACUUGAAGAAAUGAUUGAUUAUUAUAAUAGUCAAACAUCAAAAUUAUAUCGUUUGGAAAAAGAAUUAACUAAUUUAAAAAAUUCUUCAUUACCAAUAUUACAAAAUGGUACAACAAUAAAUGAUUUAAUUAUGCGUCUAUCAAAACAACAACGUUCAUUUGCAUUAAAUAUUUCAACAAUGGAAUAUAAAAUAAAAAAUUUAACAAAUAUUCUUAAUGACUUAGUAAAUGAAUUACAAAAACCUAUACAACAUGUUCGAAGACUUGUUUCAAAUAAAAAAGAGUUUGACGAUAAUGAAACACCAAUAGAUUGUGAUGAUAUAUUUCGUCAACAAUCACCAUUUGUUUCUCAAGGAAUUUAUCGUAUAAAACCUCGAUCAUCAUCUGAACCAUUUGAUGUACAAUGUAUGUUUGAAAAUAAUACAGGAUGGACAGUUAUACAACGAAGAAUAAAUGGUACUAUUGAUUUUUAUCGUGGAUGGGAUGAUUAUAAAAAUGGUUUUGGUGAUUUACGUACUGAAUUUUGGUUAGGAAAUGAAAAAAUUCACCAAUUAACAAAUCAAGGACAAUAUAUACUUCACGUUGAGUUAAAACCGUGGGAUAGUUCAAUUCGUACAUCUGCAUAUGAAAAAUUUUCAUUAGAUAAUGAAAAUUCAAAUUAUAAAUUACAAAUAUCUCAAUAUUUAUCGUCAAUUUCAACGGCAGGUGAUUCACUUUCAUCACCAUGGGAUAAUGCUAAUGGAGCACCAUUUUCAACAUUUGAUCGUGAUCAUGAUAAUUUAUUUUAUGAUAAUUGUGCUUUAACAUAUCAUGGUGCAUGGUGGUUUACAAGUUGUUUUCAAUCACAUCUCAAUGGUGCCUAUGUACGAUCACCACUUGCCCUACAAAAUACAGCACGAAAUGGUUUACAUUGGAAUACAUAUGCUUUAUAUCAUUCAAUGAAAGAAACAACAAUGCGUAUUCGACGUAAACAUGCAUCUGAAACGAAUGAAAGCAUAACGAUUUAA
Rotaria sp. Silwood2 is the source of this 1218-nucleotide messenger RNA. The record is from the annotation of a GenBank genome assembly. NCBI's taxonomy places the organism in Eukaryota, Metazoa, Rotifera, Eurotatoria, Philodinida, Philodinidae.